AUGGAUAAUAAAGUUAAGCUGAAAGAGGUGUAUGAGUUAAAACAGCAAUAUAGAGCCUUUUACACAGGCGGCACAGUUGCGUGGUCUUCUGAUGGCCAACAGUUCUUGUGCCAAAACAACGGCACUAUAAGCAUCGUGUCGGUAGGCAACUUACACGAACCACUCACUCUGGGCGACCAGCAAACGGAUAGUGAAAUAAAUGAGGAUGUUAUCUAUACCUUUGCUAUCAAUUCCACCGGCACUAGUAUCGCUUCAGCGCACCGAUCUGGCUUGCUUAAGCUAUGGAAUGGUGAAUCGCAAAAGAUGGAAAAAAUGUGGAAAACUGUCCACCAAGGUCCUAUUUCAAAGCUGGCCUUCAACACGGAUGACAGACUCAUUGCCAGUGGUGGAGCUGAUUCGACGAUCCGGCUGUGGGAUCCAACUGAUCAGGUGUGUCUCGGUACGCUCCGCGGAUGUACAGGAUUGAUAAACAUAAUUGUCUUUCACCCGGACACGGAAAGCAACAUUCUGGUGGCAGUCGGUGAUGAUACGAAGAUACGCGCGUGGAACUACGAGACGCGGCAGUUAAUUAAAACCUUCGAAGGACACUUUUCACGUGUUACCGGUGUAUCAUUUUCAACCGAUCGAGCUCACAUCGUUUCAUCAGGACGUGACAAAAUUCUCAUCCUGUGGAAUUUUGAAACGCAAGAAGCGAUUAAAACAAUUCCCGUCUACGAAGCGGUGGAAUCGGUUGUGGUUCUACCAGAUGGAAUAACGAUCGGCGGAAAAGUUUUGGAAAACGGGAAAGUGUACGCUGCCUGCGGAGGAGAGGAAGGUCUGAUCAAGGUGUGGGAAAUGACCACAGCAAAGAUUGUCUUCAAACAAAGUAACAGUUUGAUUGCGAAAGCGACUGACGAAGGUGGACUAGCGAUAACACACCUCUUUUACAGCGAACCUCUAGGCCGAAUGGCCGUCGUAUCAACCGAGCAUAAUAUUCUGGUACACGAUUGCGCUAGCUUCGACUGCCUGCAUCAGCUGUCAGGGUUUAGCGACGAAAUUCUGGACGUAAUACUGAUUGGUAAGCGCGACAGAUACCUCGCAAUGGCUACAAACAGCAACGACUUUAAGGUCUACGAUACUGCCACAAUGCACUGUCAACUGGUGAAGGGACACACCGACAUUGUGCUCUCACUAUGCGCCAACGAACAUUAUAUGCUUUCUUCGUCCAAAGACAACUCUAUUCGCCUGUGGCAGUUUGACGAAGAACCUUUCACCAUCAGCUGCGUUGCAGUGGGGCUUAAGCACACGAAUGCCGUGGCAAGUGUAGCGUUGAGUAAGCUUUCCGGUGGUUUUUGUGCCAGCGUUAGCCAGGAUCGAUGUCUCAAGACGUGGAAGAUUCCGAAAAAGUUCAAUAAAGAAGAGAACGAGCUGCCCCGGCUACAGUGCACACUGACUGAGCUGGCUCACGAGAAGGACAUCAACUGCGUGUGCAUCUCACCGAAUGAUCGUCUGAUCGCGACGGGUUCGCAAGACAAAACAGCCAAACUGUGGGGCGUAAGCGAUCUGAGUGUAGUCGGAGUGUUCCGAGGACACACUCGCGGAAUCUGGGCGGUACGCUUUUCGCCGGUGGAUCAAAUUCUGCUCACUAACGCAGCCGAUUGUACCAUCAGACUGUGGUCGCUGGAGGACAUGAGUUGCCUGAAGACGCUCGAAGGACACGACAGCUCGGUAUUGCGGGUCGAGUUCAUCUCUAACGGCAUGCAGCUGCUAUCGGCCGGUGCCGACGGUCUGCUGAAGCUGUGGACCAUCAAGACGUCCGAGUGUUUGCAAACGCUGGACCGGCAUGAGAGCCGCAUUUGGGCGCUUUGUGUGUCACGGGACGGAAGCGUUUUCUACAGCGGUGGAACCGAUUCACAGCUCAUACAAUGGCAUGACGUAACGGAGAGUAAGCGGGAGCUGGAGCAGAACCAACGGAAAGAAUCGCUACUGCAGGAGCAGGAGCUGAACAAUUUGCUUAGCGAAAAGAAGCUGCUAAAGGCGCUUCGCCUUUCCCUGAACCUCGACCGACCGCUCAGUACGUUGAAGAUCAUCAACGAGGUAAUCAAGACGCAAGAGAAGGGUCUGGAAGACACGAUUCGGAUGCUGUCAAACGACCACAAGGAGCGGUUGCUCCGGCACGCCAUCGAGUGGAACACGAACAGCAAAAACAGUCGGCCCGCUCAGCUGGCGUUGCACGUUCUGUUGCAGGAAAUGCUGGCCGGAAGGUUUCAAGUGAGCGAGCUCAACAAACACCUCGAGGCAUGCCUCCCCUACACCGAGCGGCAUUUUAAACGGUACACGGAGUACAUGAAGGAUCUUAAGUUCGUCGAGUUUUCACUGAACUGCAUGCAACCGCACGGAUCGAAGAUGGGUUAG
Anopheles nili is the source of this 2394-nucleotide messenger RNA. RefSeq names its product transducin beta-like protein 3. Lineage: Eukaryota; Metazoa; Arthropoda; Insecta; Diptera; Culicidae. The transcript has 2 exons. Gene Ontology annotation, biological process: endonucleolytic cleavage in 5'-ETS of tricistronic rRNA transcript (SSU-rRNA, 5.8S rRNA, LSU-rRNA); endonucleolytic cleavage to generate mature 5'-end of SSU-rRNA from (SSU-rRNA, 5.8S rRNA, LSU-rRNA). Gene Ontology annotation, cellular component: small-subunit processome; nucleolus; 90S preribosome. Gene Ontology annotation, molecular function: U3 snoRNA binding; protein binding. The record is from RefSeq and is a predicted model, not a curated record. Bases 1 to 2394 code for a protein of 797 amino acids.